Molecule: messenger RNA, 440 nt
Organism: Drosophila willistoni
Lineage: Eukaryota; Metazoa; Arthropoda; Insecta; Diptera; Drosophilidae
Exons: 2
Coding region: 35-418 (127 amino acids)
Source: RefSeq, a predicted model, not a curated record
CUAGCUGCUACAGUAAAGUCCAACUUAAAUCACGAUGAAUUCUUAUCUAAUCUACGCACUCUUGGGAAUGCUAUUGGUCCUUAAUGUGCGGGCUGAUUGCGAUGACACCAAGGCUCCCGAUGAUAGUGAUUUCACGCAUUUCUUUAAGAACCUCGGCUGCAAGGUUAAACAGGGUGCCGAAGAUGUGGCCGAGGCUGCCAAACCCUAUGCCACAAAAAUCAACGAAGGAGCCAAGGAUAUUGGCAGUAAAUUGGCCCAGAAAUAUGACGAUAUAAAGCAUCAUCUGAGCGACGAUUCAUCCGAUAAGCCACAGGUGACACCGGUUGUCUAUGAUGCGCCUACUGAAAAAGUGCCCUUGGCCCCAAUUGGCGGACCACAGCCUCCAUUGCCAUCGGUUGCCUCCAAUCCAGCUGCUUAAAUUUAAAACGCACAAGGAAUAA